GGCAGCGGCUGCAGUCGGCGGAAGUUUCAACGACGACUUGCAUGCGGUGAAAUUAAAAAUAUAUAAAACCUUUGCAGUGGGCAUCGCACAAUUGCAUAAAUAGAGAAGCAAUCGAACAACGUGCUUCAUAAACUUGAGAAUUUGAAAGAAUUGUGAAGUGCGGAAAUCGGAUAGUGUAAAAUCAUACACGCGAUAAAUGAGAAUCUAAGGCGAAAAAAGCAAUCCAAAUAAAAUAGGGAGUGGAAAAAUUGCAGUGGGAAUGUAAUACUUAUACGUAAUUAUAAAAUCUAUUUGAAAAAGGGCAUCAGAGACUACUAGCGCCGUCAUUCAGUCAAAUCACUGUGUUCAUGUGUAUUUGAAUAAUUCUUUUGGAUUUGUUGUGGACAAUCGGCUAUUCUAGUUGUCACGAACCAUCCCCUUCUGUGGAGCCGACAACAAAAGUUUCGGUUGAUAAAUUUCUGUACAGUGAUAGCCACCCAAGAGAAAUACUCCUGUCUACGUACUGAAGAGUGAAUGAGGUCAUACAGUGGAUAUCUAUAAACGUAUGAUUCCUGCAUAGAAAAUUAAUGCGAGUAUUGAAAUAGCACUAAUGAUAAUAUAAUUACAAAUCUAUAGUCGCGUAUAUAAAUAAGAAAAACGUAUUAAAAGGCAAUCAUUCAUUUACGAUCUUGAAAGAUUUUUUGGAGAAACAUAGAAAACGAAACGGAAGCACGUAUCUAGUGAAAACAAACACGGGUAGAUUCACUAAAGUUCCCUAAGAAUUAAAAAGAGGCGAAUUGUUUAUACAUUACAAGAGUCGACCACAUAUAGAAGUAAAGCACGAAAACUGCCUUCCAGUCUGUCAAAUCGGGAAAACAAUUAAUUACACAAUAAGCGCUUGCUGCUUCGAGUUGGCCUGCAGUUGAGAGUUUUGUGACAAUAAAAUUUACAAGUACUACACACACGUGCGUGAUAACUGGAUAUAUCAUAUAUCAGAUCACUGGAUAUAUCAUAAUUUGUUACAAGUGUACAGCAGUGGGUGAAAAUAUUGCGGCCUAAGUAAUUUGAACAGAAAUUAUCGGCACUUACAAAUUGAAAGUUAUUCACACUUAAAAUGGGUCUACUUACCGAAGGCAGUCCACUCUCUUGGGAAGAAACCAAAAAAUUGGCCAAUCACGUGCGCGAGCAUGGCAUUGCUCAGUUCAUAAAUCUCUAUCACAGGCUGAAAGAUCGCACUGGUGACAUACUCAAGUGGGGCGAUGAAGUUGAGUACAUAAUUGUGAAGUUUGACGAUGCCAAUCAAGUUGCGCGUGUCUCACUGAAGGCGCAAGAACUUCUAAGUGAACUCAACGGAAAGGAAUUGGCCGAUCCGAAUGGCGUCAAAUCGUUAUGGCGUCCCGAAUAUGGUGCAUACAUGAUCGAAGGUACGCCAGGCAAACCUUUUGGUGGCCUAAUGGCACACUUCAAUUUGGUUGAGGCAAAUAUGCGUUAUCGACGCGAAGAAGUCACAGAAUUACUGGACAAAAAUGAGUGCGUCAUGUCCAUUACGAAUUUCCCACGCUUAGGCGCUCCUGAAUUCACACAUCCCAUCUACUAUCCAAAUCCGGACGAUCCAAAUAGCUCGGCUAAAUCAUUAUAUUUCCCAGACGAAGCCAUAUACCCGGGUCAUCCGCGCUUCAAGACGCUCACACGUAAUAUACGCAGACGCCGUGGCGAGAAAGUAGCCAUCAAACUAAAAGUUUUCAAAGAUGUAAACACGCAGCUUCCCGUUGAGGGCGCACCAAAUGACGAACCCGAUGUUGUCUUGCUGGACGCCAUGGGUUUCGGUAUGGGCUGUUGUUGCCUGCAACUCACAUUCCAAGCCUGUAACAUAAAUGAAGCACGCAAAUUAUAUGACCAGCUUGCGCCAUUGUGCCCCAUUAUGCUGGCACUUACUGCAGCAUCGCCCGUAUAUCGUGGUUACUUAACAGAAUCGGACUGUCGUUGGAAUGUGAUCAGUUCCUCGGUGGAUUGUCGCACCGAGGAGGAACGUGGCCUACGGCCAUUGCGUGAAAAUAAAUUCCGUAUCGCUAAAUCCAGGUAUGAUUCGAUCGAUUCAUAUCUCUCGCCAGAGGGCGCCAAGUAUAACGACGUGCCACUCACUUACGACGAAGCAGAUUAUAAACGAUUACGCGAUGGUGGCAUUGAUCCGCUACUGGCACAGCAUGUGGCACAUCUAUUCAUACGCGAUACAGUAUCCUUGUUUAGUGAGAAAGUCGAUCAAAACGACGAGGAAGACACAGACCACUUUGAGAAUAUCCAGUCGACCAAUUGGCAAACGAUGCGCUUCAAACCGCCACCACCAAAUUCAUCGAUUGGUUGGCGCGUAGAGUUCCGACCAUGUGAGGCACAGAUCAGUGACUUCGAGAAUGCUGCCCUAGUAUGCUUUGUCGUGCUGCUGACACGCGUAAUACUGUCGUAUCAGUUGAACUUCCUAAUGCCCAUUAGCAAGGUUGAUGAAAACAUGCAAACUGCUCAAAAACGUGACGCUUGUCGCAAGGAGAAGUUCUGGUUCCGCAAAUCUUCACGAAAGACUUGCUAUAUGAAUGGUAAUGGUGUUAAUGGUGUACAUAACGGUACUAAAGAGAAUGGCCAAACUAAUCACGAGGAAUAUGAAUUGAUGACAGUGGGUGAAAUUUUCAAUGGAAAGGCUGACUCAUUCCCUGGUCUAGUGCCGCUCAUUCGCAGCUAUUUGCAAUCCAUGGAAGUGGACACUGACACUCAUUGCACCAUUGAGCAGUAUUUGCGUUUUAUAGAAAAGCGCGCUUCUGGUGAAUUGGUGACUACAGCCACUUGGAUACGCGAACAAGUGCUAAAUCAUCCAGAUUACAAAAAGGACUCUAUUGUGAGUGAUCGCAUCAACUAUGAUCUAUUGAAGCGAAUUAAGGAAAUUCAAGAAGGCAAAGUGAUCGAGCCCACGCUACUGGGUAAAGGCAACCAUUCCAAGACGAAAGAUUCGCUGCCGCCCGCACUCCAAAAACAGUUGGCAUUGAACGGCUGUUGCGAGAACAAAUGACCACCCAAUGCGCAGGAGCAAACUAUAAUUGGGCAAUGUUGUGAUGAGCAGUAAAUUUUAUGUGUAAUGCGUAGAAGUAAAAGAAAUGUGAUGCUAUAGGUUUACGAUGAUGACGACCUUUUUCCCCCAUCGUCAAAGCUGCAAAUUGAGUGCUUUUUUUUUGUUAUUAAUAAAAAAAACACUAUCAAUGAGGAGAGAAAAAACAUAUAAACACUAGUUGAUAAAAUUUUGAUGGUAAUUGAAUGGAAAUGCAACUGAAAGGCAAAUAAAAAAAGGCAAAAAGCUUAAAUCAAUUGAAAUUGAUAUCGAACUAAAAAUUAUAUACAAC
Molecule: messenger RNA, 3362 nt
Organism: Anastrepha ludens (Mexican fruit fly)
Lineage: Eukaryota; Metazoa; Arthropoda; Insecta; Diptera; Tephritidae
Gene: Gclc
Product: glutamate--cysteine ligase
Exons: 6
Coding region: 1094-3034 (646 amino acids)
Biological process (GO): glutathione biosynthetic process
Cellular component (GO): glutamate-cysteine ligase complex
Molecular function (GO): glutamate-cysteine ligase activity
Source: RefSeq, a predicted model, not a curated record